This is a messenger RNA of Durusdinium trenchii, 757 nucleotides long. Lineage: Eukaryota; Dinophyceae; Suessiales; Symbiodiniaceae. The record is from the annotation of a GenBank genome assembly.
UUUGGCUCCUGGAGAGACGUAGAGACAGAGGGUGGUGGUGGCAUUCCUCACAUCGUGAAAACUUCUUCCCCAGGAGGUGCCUGAACACCAUGGGUACCGAAGCAAUGUUUGGCCUUACUGGCAAGGAUUUUGUGAUCCUUGCAGCAGAUGGCCAGGCAGCUUACUCCAUCAUCCGUCUCAAGAACGAUGCAGACAAGAUUUGGAAGGUUGGCAACAUGCUCUUUGCUUGCUCUGGCCCUCCGGCAGACACUGCCAACUUCAUGGAAUUCAUUGAGAAGAACGUCAAGCUGAACGAGCUGAGAACAGGAAUCCCCAUGUCCACCAAGGCUGCUGCGAGCUUCACUCGAAACGAGCUCGCCCAUGCCUUGCGGAAAGGUCCAUUCCAGGCGGAUUUGCUGAUCGGUGGCAUAGACAAUGAAGGCCCUAGCUUGUACUUCAUGGACUACCUGGCCAGUAGCGAGAAGGUGAAUAAGGCGGCUCAUGGCUACGGGGCCAUGUUCACCCUAGGUCUCAUGGACCGCUACUGGAAGCCGGACCUUACGGAAGCAGAGGCAAUUGACAUCAUCAAGAAGUGCAUUAAGGAGUUGGAGACGCGAUUCAUCGUUGACCUCCCAGGAUUCAAGUGCAAGAUUGUCAGCAAGGAGGGCACAAAGGACGUGACGCUCUGAGCGAGACGGCUCACCUUCUUGUCGAAGUGGUUUACACCGAAGCGUAGCUCGAAGGUUGACACAAGCGUAGCUUCAGGUGUAAGAUCUCC